This is a messenger RNA of Plasmodium gallinaceum, 1005 nucleotides long. RefSeq names its product conserved Plasmodium protein, unknown function. The record is from RefSeq and is a predicted model, not a curated record. The coding region runs from base 1 to 1005 and encodes 334 amino acids. NCBI's taxonomy places the organism in Eukaryota, Apicomplexa, Aconoidasida, Haemosporida, Plasmodiidae. The transcript is spliced from 3 exons.
AUGUCGUUAAAAAAUCAANNNNAUGUAAAUGAAUUAAAUGAAACAUUAUUUAAUGAAAAUUAUAAAAUUAAAGGAAAUACAACAGAAGUCGAACUAAUGGAAACUAUUGAAAAUUUCAGUGAUGAUUUAGUAUCCAAUAAUGAUUCCAUUGACAGUAACCAAAGCGUCAAUAUAUCAAGCAAAAAAGCUAAUGAAAAAGGGAAUGAAAAAUCAAAAAAAGAUAAUUUUAAAUGUAAUAGGAAAAAAAAUAUAUCAAGUUCUAAUAGAAAAACAGAAAAUUCUUAUUCAAAUAUUCCACAAAUAUAUGAAACAUAUGAUUCUAAUGUUAAGGACGAAUUUCAUUCAGAAAAUUCUAAUGAAGAACAAAAUGAGAAGAAUAUUUUUUCAAAUGUCUUAGCUAUUUUAUACAUAAUAAUAGCAAUAGUUAUAAUUUUACACUUAUAUCUAAAUGAAGAUCAUGUAAUUAUAAAAAAUAUUACCAUAUUAAAACUGAAAUUUGUUGGUUUAAUAAAAAGAAUACCAAUUUUCAAAAAUUUAAUGAAGACUGUUACUUUAACUAAUAAGAAAAUUAAUUACUUUUUGGAUAAUAUAACAACUAAAUCUGAUUUAAUGAAACCUUAUAUGGAAGCAUUAAAACAACUAAAUACAGAAUUUUCUAUUUUAUUUAUUAUAUUGAUUAUAACUUUUUUCACAGCCACAUUUAUUUUACAUAUAAUGUAUGGUCUUAUGACUAUGAAGCAAGAAAAAGAUAAUUCAGAAAAGGAAAACGUUGUUUUAGUUACAAACAAAAUGACUGUAGAAGAAUAUGAAGAUAAAUCAUUUACUUAUAGUGAAUUAGCAAAAUUGCAUGAAGAUAAAGAUUAUAUAUGUCUAAAAAAUAAAAGAGCAGGUGAAGGAAUUGAAUCAUGGAAUUGGCAAGUAAGAAAAUUUAAAAAUGAAAAAAAUGAUAAUAAUGAUAACGAUAUUUGUAGUGAUAUUGAACUUUCUGAUAUGGAUGAAAAUUGA